Molecule: messenger RNA, 2711 nt
Organism: Daucus carota subsp. sativus
Lineage: Eukaryota; Viridiplantae; Streptophyta; Magnoliopsida; Apiales; Apiaceae
Product: DNA repair protein RAD16
Exons: 14
Coding region: 45-2372 (775 amino acids)
Biological process (GO): nucleotide-excision repair
Cellular component (GO): nucleus
Molecular function (GO): ATP-dependent chromatin remodeler activity; ATP binding; metal ion binding
Source: RefSeq, a predicted model, not a curated record
CUUCUGAUGUAUAAAAAAGGAAUUAUUAAUUAGCUUGCCCUGAUAUGUUUCUUUACGUAGCAUUUAAUCUAUACUGGAUUUCUCCAAAUGCAGUUGAAGAUUAUGCUUCCAUUCAUAGAGCCAUUAUAAGCAAGAGAAAGCGCAACAAGAGCAAGCCCAUUCUGAUUUGGGAAGUAUUGGAAGAAGAAAAUAAAAGAUGGUUGGCAUCUCAUGAGGAUGCUGACAUAGAUUUGGAGAAUCUGAAUGAUGUUAUAGCUGAAACAGCUGAACCGCCACCUGAUCUAAUUAUGCCUCUGCUAAGAUAUCAGAAGGAAUGGUUGGCUUGGGCGCUGCAGCAAGAGGAGUCUGCAGCAAGAGGAGGCAUCCUAGCGGAUGAAAUGGGAUUGGGGAAGACGGUACAAGCUAUUGCACUUGUACUGGCAAAGCGGGCAUAUCAUCCAGCAGUGGAUGGAGUUCUAUUCCCUCCUAGUUCAUCUUCUGGGUUGCCAGAACUUAAAGCUACACUUGUAGUAUGUCCUUCUGUUGCUGUAAUUCAAUGGGUGAAUGAGAUUGACCGCUCUACCCUUAAAGGCAGCAACAAGGUUCUGGUGUAUCAUGGAGCCAAAAGGGGCAGGACCCUUCAUGAAUUCUCUAAUUAUGAUUUUGUUAUAACAACAUAUUCUAUUGUCCAAGCUGAAUUCAGGAAACAUGUCAUGCCUUCGAAGAAAGAAUGCUUUUGGUGUGGGCAGUUGUUUAAUGCACGCAAGUUAUUUUUGCACCAAGAAUGUUGUCGUCUUCUAAAUGGUGGAAGAACUUAUAAGCCGAUGAAGGGUGGAAAUAAGGAAACUCCAAACAAAGGGAAGUGCCACAACAAAAAUAAGGCCUUUGGAGCUGGCACUUCUACCAAUGAUUUAGAUGGAGGAGCUGAAGAAGGCCUGGGUGAAAGAAAUUCUAAUUUGCACUCCAUAAAGUGGAAUCGUAUCAUAUUGGAUGAGGCUCAUUAUAUCAAAGAUCGACAUGGUUACACCACAAAAGCCGUUCUUUCCCUGGAAUCUCCCUAUAAAUGGGCUUUAAGUGGCACUCCUAUUCAAAAUCGCGUUGGAGAACUUUACACUCUGAUCCGUUUCCUCCAGAUUGGUCCUUAUUCUAACUACUUUUGUAGGGACUGUGAUUGCACAGAACUUGAUCCUAGUUUUGAAAGUGAAUAUUGUUUGCACUGCACUCAUGCAAAUACAAGACACUUUUGCUGGUGGAAUAAAUAUAUUGCCACACCAAUAAAAUCACAAGGACAUACUGGGUCUCGCAGAGGUGCCAUGAUAUUGCUCAAACACAAAAUUUUGAAAGGAAUACUCCUUAGGCGUACUAAGAAGGGUAGAUGUGAUGAUCUAGCACUUCCUCCUAAAACGAUCUUUUUAAGACGGGAAUCAUUGGAUAUCAAGGAAGAAGAUUAUUACACCUCAUUGUACAAUGAAAGUCAGGCACAAUUUAACACAUAUGUCACAGAAGGAACUGUUAUGAAUAACUAUGGCAAUAUCUUUGGUCUCCUCACACGUUUGCGACAGGCUUUGGAUCAUCCCUACCUCGUGAUAUACUCUAAAAGCCGAAACAACAAUGAAGUCUUAUGUGGACUGUGUCACGAAUUAGCAGAAGAUCCUCUGGUUAGCGCAUGCAAACACAGCUUCUGCUCAUAUUGUUGGGAUCUUUUCUCUACUAGUGCGGGACAAGUCUUGUGCCCUACAUGCAAGAAACCGCUUACUAUAGACUUAGGUACAGAAGAAGAGCAAGAAGACAAGGAUACUAAAACGACUAUUAAAGGUUUUAAGCCCUCAAGUAUUAUCAACAGAAUUCGGCUUGAUGACUUCCAGACUAGUACAAAAAUCGAUGCUUUGAGGGAAGAAAUUAGAUUUAUGUUUGAGAGGGAUGGAUCAGCAAAAGGAAUUGUUUUCAGCCAAUUUACAUCAUUCCUGGACUUGAUUCGCUAUACCCUGCAGAAGUCCGGAAUUCAGUGUGUUCAGUUGGAUGGAUCUAUGUCUAUGAAGGCAAAAGAUACCGCUAUCAAAAAAUUUAACGAGGAUCCAAAUUGCAGACUAUUUCUCAUGAGCUUAAAAGCAGGAGGGGUUGCGCUUAAUCUCACAGUGGCAUCACAUGUAUUCAUGAUGGACCCAUGGUCGAAUCCAGCUAUUGAACAACAGGCGCAAGACAGAGUUCAUAGAAUAGGGCAGUAUAAACCUAUAAGGGUUGUGAAGUUUGUAAUAGAAGAUACAAUCGAAGAAAGAAUUUUGAAGUUGCAAGAGAGAAACGAAUCAGUAUAUAAAGGGACUAGUGUUGGUGGCGCAGGCGAGGACGUGGGAAGGUUAACAGAGGCUGACAUUAGAUUCCUGUUAGUAAUAUAAAAUGUUGAAGUUACAUAUGAAUUCUAGUGUUGUGAUAAUACAAGUGUUACCUACUCCCUCCGUCCCAAAGGUAUACAAUUGAACGAGAAGUCGGGAGUAUCUCUUUCUGGUAGAUACCAGGAGAAAUGUAGCUACUUAAAAUAUGAGCUUGUAUAUCCUCAAAAUUUUCUCUUAUCCUGUAUGUAACACCUAAGAUUUUAAAGAUUAGCCUCAAUGGGGUGUUGUGCUUUUACUGUAUAAAUAUGAUCUUCGAGCAUAAUCCUGGUAUAUCUUGCCUUGUUGCCUCGUAUGUUUCGUCUUGGAGGAGAAAAGAGUGAAUAUCACUUCUUCUUUUUUUUU